AUGGGCCUAUUCUCAAGAUUCAAAGGUGAAGCUGCUGGGGGUGAGCCACUACAAGUCAAACAGCAGCAACCACAACAGCCGCCGUUGGUUUUGCCCAGCCACUCAUCGUCGUUCAAUCGGUUGAAUUUGAGUCCUCCUCCUAGUCAUACAAGAUCAAACACAGCCAACACUACACACUCAUACGUCUCGGGAGAAUUUCUGUCGACUGCUUCGACUUCGUCGUAUUCUUCUACUGAUUCAAUUGGCCCCUCAACGCAUAUCCAGCAAGCGUCAGCGCCAGCGCCAGCGCUAGCUCCUGCUCCAGCUCAUCACCCCGAGCAUCACCUCCAGCACGGCAAGUUCGAAACCCACUUCGAGCACCCUUCGCCUCCUCGCAUAAAGCACUUGCCAGCUUCAUUGAGGCCGAAUUUGAAUUUCACCCAGAGCGUGAGCACACCACCACCAGCUAAAAUGAAAUCCAACUAUAUCACAUCAAUACGCACUUCCGAGUCUGACUCUGAGGCUAGUGUGGGGUUCUCAACACCAAGUGGCAGAGCGUCCACCUCGGAUAGCUCCGUGUUUGAUCCUGUUGACACACAUCGGUACAAGGAAAUCGACCCCAGUGAGGUAUCACCAGGUAGCGCAUUUGCAAUCGAGUGUGCCAACAACAACAUAGCAGCAGAACCCACAUACCACACUGUCAACUCCUCAGUGUCUCCAAGCUCGAAGCAGGUUGAUCACAGUGACAAAGAAUCCAAAAAGGAAGCCGAAAAAAUUAAUUUCGAGGAACCUGUUGUUGGCGUGGUGCAACACACUACCAGCAACCCAACUGGGCCCGGCGCCUCCCCGCUCCCAUCACCAUCCAGCAAACAAUCCAAAAGAAACUCAAUCACAAACUCCAACUCGAACUCGAAUCCCACUUUACUUCAGCAUAGAAGAUCCAGCUCAUAUACCUCGGGAUACACUCGUCAGCAGCAGGCCCCCUAUCCCGUACCAAACAACUUUGGCUACCAGCAACCACCCAUGAUUUAUAAUACCCAUGAAAAGGAAAUCGACGACGAGACCAUUAGCUCUAUGUCCUCAUUUCAACCAACGCAGCAUCCCAUGUAUGAGCAGUGGAAGUUGUACUAUCAAAACUUAGCAUACCAACAACAGCAAUACCAACAGCAGCAGCAGCAGCAGCAGCAGCAGUACCAACAGGCGAUGUUUAUGGCUCGCAAUGGAGGUCAGGUCCAGCCGGGGAUACAGUAUGGCCAGUCUUUUCCCAAUGCGAUGCCAUUCCAAAACGGCUACAACCCUUAUAUGAUGCAGCCGCAAAUGCCACACGGGCAACAGCCGACUUUAUUCAUGCAGCCUGGUGUCAACCCAGUCGAGGCAGCCGAGGUGAGGCCACAAAAGACCGCUAGACAACAGAGAUCGCGCUCGCUGUCACGCUUGAACUCACCCAAGGAGAAAAUACCCGUACCAGUACCGGAAUUGGAGAAUAUCCCCAGCGAUGUUGAAAUCGAUGAAAGGUCUACUUCUCCUGAUACGGCCGAGGAUGCACCAGUACCAUCGGCACAUGACUAUCUUGAAGCUUAUCAGCGUGGCAGAAAAAGCCACACCAGAGCUACACCAGAAAGCCAAUUGAUUAGCAAUUCUCGAAUAUCCACUAUCAAAUCCAAUAGAUUUUCAUCGGCGCCGACUGCUGCCUCGAAGCAACAAGCUGUCAAUGGACAGCACCAUCGCAUUGCCUCGUUGGAACUGAACUUUAAGCCGAGAGAUUUCGACGUGUACGAAGAUGAUGACGAUGAUGAUGAUGAUGAUGAUGAUGAUGGUAAUAAUAAUGGAGAAGGAGACAGAGAAGUUUGCGCAAAAGACGAGGUUAUGCAAAUGAGUCAAUCUUUUGGACUGUUGGAUUUGAGUAAAGCACAAAGUACUGCUUCGAGACACAUUUCCGACUACAACAAGUUUUUGUUUGAAGAUGAGGAUUUUGAGGAAGAAGAGGAGGAACAGGAGAAGGAAAAAGAAAAGGAGGAGAAAGAAGAAAAAGCAAAGCAAAGCAGCGACUCAAGAGCAGAAAAAGGCUUUACAAAAAAGGAUGACGAGUUUGUUGAUUUUGACCAGACCAUCAUUGCAGCAGAUUUGCCCCAGCCUCAAAGCCCCGUGGGACAAACUCCAUCGCCAUCGAAUGAAUUGAAUAGAAAAGACACCACCUCGUCAGAAGCAUCGGAAAACUCCAUCCAAAGCGAAGGCAAAUUUAACGUCAAGGAAAUGAAAUUUGCACAGAGAAACCUCAUGAAACAUGAUGAAAAAAUAAAAAGCAAAAAGAACUUGAAAAAUAGAAAUGUUACCCCGCCUAUGGGAUUCAACAACAUGUCGAUGAUUGAUUUCACAAUGCAGCCGCAAACACCAGCACAAGCACAGCAACAACCACAACCGAUGAAUCCCAUGAUGCAGAUGCAGAUGGGUGCCAUGGCCGCGAUGCCUGGGAUGCCUGGGAUGCCUGGGAUGCCCGCGAUGCCCGCCAUGCUCUACCACAUGGGCCACCCCAUGUUUUAUCAAAACACAGAGUUUGAUGGUGCGCCUCAAAACAAGAGGCAAUCAAUGAUGUUUGACAUGCCGCUUUCGCCUCCAUACAUUGCUAAACGUCAUAGCGUGCCCAUGUUCAACAAUCUGCAGAUGAUUUAUCCACCCACGAGUGAACCUUUGGACCCUGCCGUGCUGAAGAAGAUUGACGAGUUUAGGCAAUUGCGAAGUGAGAUUGCCUCGGGCAACAAGUCCAUGGAGUACAGACUCAUUUGGUGCAAGAUGCUCAUCACCGCUUCGAAUUUGAAGUUGUACAACCACAUCAACAUCAAGGGCGAAUACGCCGCUGGCAAUGCGGCAAACAACAAGGCAGUUUUCGUUCGGUCCUCGGCGACUCACAUUCAAAAAAUCAUCAAGGAUAUUGAAAUGGAGGAGAACGGCUCCGAAAUGGGCGAGAUCAAAGACGCACUCAAGUGCAAGGCUUUUUUCAUCUACGCGUGUUUGUUGAAGAAUGAUUUUUUGCAGCCAUAUGGAGAAGAUUUCGGCAUCAAGAAAAACGUCUCGCUUGCUGUGAAAUUCUUUAAAAAAGUGUUGAGAAUCAACCCCAAGGACUCGCGAGUGCUUUACAAAUUGGGAGAAGUGUACGAGUACGAAAUGGAUAAGCAAGACGAGGCCAUUGAGUACUACUUGUCGUCUGCACAGUUUGGCUACGACAAGGCCCUGAGCAAAUUGGCAAAAUUUGGGUUCAACAUUCAAAGCGUUUGA
Molecule: messenger RNA, 3252 nt
Organism: Lodderomyces beijingensis
Lineage: Eukaryota; Fungi; Ascomycota; Pichiomycetes; Serinales; Debaryomycetaceae
Source: the annotation of a GenBank genome assembly